UUAGAAAAGCGUGGAGGCUGGCGUCGAGAUGAGAAGAACCGCUUGAUAUUGCUCAAGAUUCCACCACAGGUGAGUGUGACAAUCAAGAGCCCCAGCGUCCUCUGGUAACACCAGAUGUCCUCCUAACGCGGGAUUGUUGCGCAGGUGAACUUGAGCCCCGCCACUUCAUCCGACGGAAAGAUCUCAGAUGCCUUCCUCAACGGUUCUCAACAUUACCUGACAGCAAAGUCUGCUGCGAAGCCUGCCAACCUCGAUAACCUCCCCACCGAAUUGGUUCAUGAGAUUGUGAAGACCCUCCAUCCUGUCGACCGUGUCUGUCUCGCCUUGACAUGCAAACCGCUUGCCCGAGCGACCAUGUCUGCUCCUCGCCUCGGACCAUCGACCUGGGGGGUCUUCUCUGACCAACCCUUUGAAUGGCUUCCUCCGGAGUCCUUUAGUCUCAUCCUCAGACUCGCUCAUGGGUGGAUUCCCAGGGACAGGCUGCGCUAUUGCUGGAACUGCCACAAGAUCAUGCCGCGCGAGGAAGCCUUCUUCCGCAAGAGGCUGACGUGCAAGAAGAACCCUAGGUGGAGCGUGAAGGUUGACCUUCCGAAAGAGGAGUGGGAUAAGCUGAGAAAGAAGGAUAAAUACAGACACCUCGUCCGGACCUGGUGUACCUCUCCUGCUCAGGAUAGCAGUUAUCUCUGCUGCGAUGCUUGUCGUAGCUCACAUCUCGAGGCCGGCCUCCCUCGAUUCACGUAUCCCAUCGAGUGCCCGACAUGUCUGGAGAAAGAGUUGACAUAUUCCUGGCGCGGCCCUCGCAAACCAUGGUUUCGGAAUUGCAUGCGUGAUUGUAUCAGCUUAGGCUGUCGGCCAAUCUUGUGGGUUGUGGAUUGGACUGUAUACUACCUGCUUUUGGGUGGCUCUGCGGUUGUUCGCUUUGUCUACAACCAAGGCUGGAGUUGCUGGAGGGCAUUC
This is a messenger RNA of Capronia coronata CBS 617.96, 957 nucleotides long. RefSeq lists its product as uncharacterized. The transcript has a single exon. NCBI's taxonomy places the organism in Eukaryota, Fungi, Ascomycota, Eurotiomycetes, Chaetothyriales, Herpotrichiellaceae. The annotation marks the transcript as partial. The record is from RefSeq and is a predicted model, not a curated record.